Macadamia integrifolia is the source of this 1803-nucleotide messenger RNA. Its product is annotated as phospholipase A1-Igamma2, chloroplastic-like. The transcript has 2 exons. The record is from RefSeq and is a predicted model, not a curated record. Gene Ontology annotation, biological process: lipid metabolic process. Lineage: Eukaryota; Viridiplantae; Streptophyta; Magnoliopsida; Proteales; Proteaceae. Bases 52 to 1554 code for a protein of 500 amino acids. Gene Ontology annotation, molecular function: glycerophospholipase activity.
AUCUUCAUCAUCCACACCCUCACACCUUUCAGCUUCAGACUUCCAUCUUUAAUGGCAAUCCCUCUCCCCAUUAUUGCUUCAUCCCUCAAGGGACAUUCCUCCUUUACGUUCCCAUCAGAAAAACCAGCUCCACCACCACUCCUCACCCAGAACAACAAUCGAUUUCAAGAAAGAUUAAAGAAACUAGAGCUUGCAACAAGAAGAACACUACCAGUUGUACUCACCCGAGUUCUGUCCGAGAGAAAUGAGUCCACGGCACAACAAGAGGAAGAAAAGAAGAAACUUUCACAGUAUUGGCGUGAGAUCCACGGCGAGAACAACUGGUCUGGUUACCUUGACCCCAUGGAUCCUCUCCUCCGUUCCGAACUGAUACGAUACGGCGACAUGGUCCAAGCUUGUUACGACUCCUUCAAUUACGAUCCUUACUCGCAAUACUGUGGCAGCUGCAAUUACAGUCCUCGUACGCUCUUCGAGAGCCUUGGUUUGACUUUUCUCGGUUACGAAGUCUCUCGAUACCUUUACGCAACCGCCGAUAUUAAGCUCCCAAAUUUCUUCAAGAAUCCCAUAUCGUCUAAGGUCUGGUCUCGAAGUGCGAACUGGAUCGGAUACGUUUGCGUUUCCAACGACGAAACCUCAGCCAAGCUAGGGCGUCGAGACAUAGCGAUCGCCUGGAGAGGAACGGUGACACGGCUCGAGUGGGUGGCAGACCUCUUGGAUUACCUCAAACCAGUCACAUCCGCUAAAAUUCCAUGUCCCGAUCCGACGGUCACCGUUGAAUCGGGAUUCCUAGAUGUCUACACCAACAAGGACAAGGAUUGCCGGUUCUGUAAGUACUCAGCCAGAGAACAGGUCUUAACAGAGAUGAGAAGUUUGAUGCUAAAGUACCCAAACGAGGAACUGAGCAUCACAGUGACGGGGCACAGUUUGGGUGCUGCACUGGCAGUACUGAGUGCGUACGAUAUCGUUGAAUCCGGUUUAAAUAAAACGGAGGAUGGUCGGACCGUACCGGUUACUGUGUUUUCUUUUGCUGGGCCAAGGGUCGGAAAUGUUCGGUUCAAGAACCGGGUCGAGGGUUUGGGGGUGAAGGUGUUGAGGGUGGUGAACGUUAACGAUGACGUGCCAAAGGUUCCUGGCAUGAUUUUGAACGAGAACGACCCAACAUUUUUGCAGAAGUUGACGGACAAGUUACCCUGGAGUUAUUCGCACGUGGGAGUUGAAUUAGCGCUCAAUAACAAGCACUCUCCUUACUUGAAGGAGACCAAUGACCCUCUCGAUUUUCAUAACUUGGAGGCGUAUCUGCAUUUGCUCGAUGGGUACCAGGGGAAAGACAAGAAAUUUAAGCUUUCCGAUGACAGGGAUAUAGCUCUAGUGAACAAGUCUUCUGAUUUCUUGAACAAUGAGCUAGUAGUGCCACCCUCUUGGUGGCAAGCUGCGUAUAAGGGGAUGGUGAAGAAAGACGGACGGUGGGUAGAACCUGAAAGGCCAACAAUGGAAGAUCAUCCAUCUGAGAUGGCCCAUCAUAUGAAGCAAUUGGGUUUAGAUUCUGAUUCAUAGAGAAGUGUAAGCUAAACCUUGUUGGCAUCUCUCUCUGAUCUCAUUCCCCUCAAGGAAAUAUAGCCCAUUUGUGGGAAGGGAUGGCUACACUGAAGUGAGAUUGAUAUAUGUAUAAGAUAAAAAACCAAGGUGAAAGCUUUUUUUUUGUUUUUAGCUAGUAUUUUGUGGAGUUUUGCAAUAGCAAACUCUAUUAUGAGUAAUCUUGUGGGUUCUUUUUUCGAUUAAAUAAAAGACAUGUUUAGUUUGCCA